Molecule: messenger RNA, 1048 nt
Organism: Eremomyces bilateralis CBS 781.70
Lineage: Eukaryota; Fungi; Ascomycota; Dothideomycetes; Eremomycetales; Eremomycetaceae
Exons: 1
Coding region: 114-641 (175 amino acids)
Source: RefSeq, a predicted model, not a curated record
GGUGACCAUGCCACUUGUACCACCUUGAUAACAUUCAAUCUCGUUUUCGAGCAAAUUACAGGCAUAUUGUUGCACUCUCACUCCUUUUCCAUUGAAGUCCUCUUUUCCAAACCAUGGAUAUCCAAUUAAUGCCUGCUUCCAUCGCCUCUGUGCGCGAAAUGUGCGAUUGUGGACGCCGCGCUUUUGCGGAUGACGGGCUGCAGAAUGCCAUUUUCCCUCCUCAUCUUCAAGAUCCGGCAGACAAGAAUGAUAAGAACGAGUACUUGGAGCAGCGGAUGAGAAAGCGCCUACAAUCACCAAACUGGCAGUACGUGCUUGCCACAACUGUAUCAAGUGAGGGCCAUGCGCAGCUCGUUGGAUUUGCUGGAUGGGUUGUGCCCGUGCAUGAGAACGAGUCGGAGCAAGAAAAAGCCAACAACCUCACCGGAUUUGAUGCCAAGCAGCGAUCCCAUGCAGGUGAUGCUGAAGUCUAUCCUAGAGGCAUGGAUAUAGUCGCCUUCAAGCACGCGGCGGACGUGAUAGAGAAGGCGAAGAAAGAGAUCCUAGGAGAAGCUGAACAGCAUAGAGUAUGGUGUAAGUUACAAUUACCCACGCUUACCGGAAAGCUUCUAUUCGUGGGUGGUGGAUUUGUAUUAACUUGAAAAGCUCUCAUGUCUUUAGCCGUGGACCCAGCGUUCAAGGGGAGAGGUAUAGCGUCGAAGCUGGUGAAAUGGGGAACGGACAGAGCGGACGGUGAUGGACUGCCAGCCUACCUGGAGUCCACGCCGGCGGCAGUUGGCGUAUAUGAGAGACUUGGUUUCAAAGUGCAGAGGAGAUUGAGCGUAAUCAGAAACGACCAAAGCCAUUUCUUCAGUGUUAUGAUGAGGGUUCCAGGUAGUAGUGUUGAGACGUAAGAGUCUUUAACUACAAGGUUAAGCUUUUCAUACCUAAGAUUACUACCACUGGGUGCCGUACAUUUGCAAGAACCCAGCAUCUCCAGCUGUUCAGUCUAUACUAAGCCAUUUUACACGAAAUCAUAGAGAUCAGAGGCUUACCGAGUAUCCUGGGC